Molecule: messenger RNA, 1478 nt
Organism: Silurus meridionalis
Lineage: Eukaryota; Metazoa; Chordata; Actinopteri; Siluriformes; Siluridae
Gene: sagb
Product: S-antigen; retina and pineal gland (arrestin) b
Exons: 16
Coding region: 162-1322 (386 amino acids)
Biological process (GO): signal transduction; G protein-coupled receptor internalization
Cellular component (GO): photoreceptor inner segment; photoreceptor outer segment
Molecular function (GO): G protein-coupled receptor binding
Source: RefSeq, a predicted model, not a curated record
UGACUCAACAGAUUGAGCUUGUCCAAUAAGAGCAGUGUAAAGGCGGAGCUUCUCUCAUAUACACGUUACAAAUACAGUUGCCCGCAGUGGCCACCUUAACACAGACCUUUUCACCUGUCUGAGUACUCGGGGUCUUUCUCACACACAUACACAGGGUCAUCAUGAGUCCAAAGCACGUCAUUUACAAAAAGCUGUCACGUGACAAAUCGGUGGGUAUUUACAUGGGGAGGCGGGACUUUGUGGAUCAUUGUGACUCCAUCGAUCCUGUUGAUGGCGUAGUGCUACUGGAUCCGCAGCAAAUCAAAGGAAAGAAAGUAUACGUCAUGUUGUCAUGUACGUUCCGUUAUGGACGCGAUGAUGCAGAUAUACUAGGCUGGGCGUUUCGGAGAGAUAUCUACGUGUGCACGAGGCAGGUGUAUCCCCCGCUGCAGGACCUCGACCGCAGCAUCCACACCAAACUGCAGGAAAGGCUGUUGCGUAAACUCGGAAACAACGCCUAUCCUUUCUUCUUUGAGUUUCCUGAUAACCUGCCGUGCUCUGUGGCUUUGCAGCCUGCACCUACUGACGAGGGCAAGAACUGUGCAGUGGAGUUUGAGGUGAAGGCUUUCUGUGCUGAGAACCAGGAUGAAAAAGCUCAUAAGAGGAGCUCAGUGCGUUUAGCUAUAAGGAAGGUGCAGUACGCCCCUGAUAAAGGCGGCCCUCCUCCAUCUAACGAGACGACGUGCGAGUUCACAGUGUCGGACAAACCGCUGCACAUGCGCGUCGCUCUCGAGAAAGAGACAUAUUAUCAUGGUGAGCCCAUCAGUGUCAGUGUGGACAUUGAUAAUAGCUCCAGCAAGGAUGUAAAGAACCUCACACUAUCAGUUGAACAGGUGACUAACGUGGUGCUGUACUCUAAUGAUAAAUACACAAAAUCUGUAGCCUGUGAGGAGACCACAGACCUGGUGCCAUCUGGGACCAGCCUGAAGAAAGUGUACACUAUGUACCCCUUACUGCAGAACAACCGUGAGAGGCGGGGCUUAGCACUGGAUGGGAAGCUGAAGCAUGAGGACACCAACCUGGCUUCCUCUAGCAUAGUGAAGGCAGAGGUGCUGAAGGAGAUUUUGGGGAUACUGGUGUCCUAUAGAGUGGUGGUCAGAGGAACAGCAGCUGGCAUGAUCGGUUCAAGCGAGGUUGCUGUGGAGGUGCCAUUUCUACUCAUGCAUCCUAAACCUGUGGAAGUUAAAGAUGGUGAGGACAUGGACAUGGUGUUUGAGGAGUUCAAGCGCUCCUAUCUCAAAGGUGUGGUCGGCGAUGACGACGAAUCCAACGAGGACUCGUGAGCCUCUGGUCAUCUCUUUUCCCCCACAUCCUGUAUUUGCUAUACAGUGUUAGCAUAAACGUAUAUAAGCUGGAUAAAGCGCUAGUUAUCCGUACUAGCAAUCUGUGUUUCCUCAGCAACGUGUUUGCUAAAUAAUGAAUAAAAACGUAGUGUGUAA